CUUGUUUUCAGCUCCAGGUUGUCUCACACACACACACACACACACGCACACAGCCUCCAGAAAUGUUUACAUCCAUAAAGCGAUCGGGUAUGCUGUGGCAGACCAUAAUUGCUCGCUUUUAUAAAAAGCUCAAUUGUUAUUAAUAAAAUCUCUCUCCCUUUGUCUGUCGUGUGCGUCAUCUGGAAUGGCGUCACGUGGGAGUGAAAAGGCGACGCGCGCGCGCUCCAUCCGUUACAAAUGAUUCGCGCCUCGAGAGGAGAUACAUCAAGAAAAAAACGGCAGUGUUUACCAUUCACAGAAGUAAUAACAGCGAAAUAUGGGGGAUUUUCACUUUUCUUCGACGCGGACUGUUUGUUUAAUUGGAGUGUUCAAACACCGGAGUCCGAAAACCGCGCUCUUUCUACCACUUAACGUUAUUCCGGAUUUAUAGGCGAGAAGAGACUCUCGACAGGAGCAUUGAUUGAUAAUAAGAGCUACACACAAGACAACUUGUUUUGUUUUGAGGUGUUUCUUACCCGAGCACAUUUUCGGUUUGGAGUUGUGAAGUUUGGAGAUGGAGAGGAUUCGCGCGCUCGGAUGGAAGUUUUCUCUCCAAGCAAACACACCGAGGGAAACUCGUCGACUGGAUAAUGAAACUACAAAGAAACAGCUCUCAAAUGAAAUUAUAAUUGAAGAUAUUUUCCACUGUGGUGUGGAAAUAUGAUGAUGAUGAGCGGGAGAUCCGCUUGUGCGUAAUGGACACAUCACGUUAACACCAGGAGGAGGAUCUCAAGGUACAGGGGAUGCCCUUCCAGCUGCAACCCAUCACUAGGAAACACCUAUACUGUAACCAGGGAAUGUGACCUCAACAACAGAGUCGCAGAAGUCAGCGGGGGGCUUUUGGCCUGGUCUGUCAGCCGGCUUGUAUUGCCAUAGCAAUGAUUGCCACGGGAGGGGUGAUCACAGGCCUUGCAGCAUUGAAAAGGCAAGACUCCACACGCUCUCAGUAUCAUCUGUCAGCCCAGAGCCCCGGCCCGGCACCUGAGAAGAAAACCACCAAGCGGAAGCCUCGAGCGGACGUGGUGGUGGUGAGAGGGAAGAUCCGGCUGUACUCCGCCUCAGGGUUCUUCCUGGUUUUAGGAGUGCUGAUCCUCAUGGCGGGAAUCGCAAUGGCAGUUCUGGGAUACUGGCCUCACAAGGACCAGCCGAAGGCUCCGGAAACCAAGAUGUCCGCAAACAACACGCAGAGCUUCGGCCGAGAGCAGGCCGGAUCCAUCGCACAGUUCCUGGAGCAGCACAUGCAUUCGGAGAAGAUGAAGAUGUUGGGUCCCUUUACAAUGGGAAUCGGGAUUUUUAUCUUCAUCUGUGCUAAUGCGAUCCUUCAUGAGAACCGGGAUCGAGAGACCAAGGUCAUCCACAUGAGAGACAUGUACUCGACCGUUAUAGACAUACACAGCUUGCGGAUUAAGGAGCAGAAGUGUACUAAUGGAGCAUGUAUGGGACCCUACGGGGGGGACACUGAGAUCCGUACCUUUGGACUGGACAGCCAGUUUGCCUCUCGGCUCGCAGCAAACACACUGAUGUCUUUCUCGGGUCUGGAUGGAGAUGUGCGGUUCUCCCACAGGACUAGUUCUGCAGAUGAUGAUGAUGGUUUAAUGAGCGAGGCUAGAGGUGGAUUUUGUUUGCUGUCGCCCACCUAUAAGGACCGCUCUGAAUGUAUAUUCGGGUUCCAGGAUGAUGGUCGGUGGGAGGACAGGCGAGGAGCUCUUAAAAAAUGCCAAACGCGCUCCAUUGUUUCCUCCUCCAUCAGUGCGUUCACACUGCCUGUCAUUAAACUCAACAACUGUGUCAUCGAUGAACCAGACAUCGACAGCAUAACUGAGGAUUUAGAGCAGAGCAGGGUGCACUCCAGACCUCCGUCAAUGGAGUCGCUGACAGUCCCGGUUCCAGACAUCGCCAAAGCCUUCAAACCUCCAGGCGUCCAGCUUCUGCGGAGCAACUCAGCCACUGAAUCCGCCAGCUCCACAUCUUCCCGCUCAUCCCUCUCUCCGGGAUCCACCAGCGGGAGAUUCCUGUCUCCGGGAGCUGCACGUAAAGACUUCGGCUCCAAUAACUCCAUCCACAUGCUGUCCGCCCACUCCAAAUCCCUGGACCUGGAAAGAGGACCCACAAAGCUGACCGUCCAGCCUGAGCAACGGAAACACCCCAGCUGGCCCAGAUUGGACCGCAGUAAUAGUAAAGGAUACACCAGGCUGGAGAACAAAGAGGACCCUAUGGACAGGUUAAUAGUGCCCCCGGUGGACGUGAAGAAGGACUACACUAAAAAGGAGAAACUACUUAUGAUAUCAAGGUCGCACAAUAACUUGAGCUUCGAGCACGACGAGUUCAUGAGCAGCGGUCUGAAGAGGGGCACCUCGGAGACCAGGUUUUAAAACUGAGCCAAAUCCCUCCCAAUCCAACGGCAUUACAGGAGACUCGGAGUGUUUAUAAGACUGUCAUGAAAGCUUUAUAAACAUAGUUAUUAAAGGUGCAGUAGGUGAUCUGCCAGAAUGCUAUGGUUAACAUAAUAGCUUAAAAAUUGACAUCACUCCCCAGAGCCAUGCCUUUUAAAGUCAUAAACGCACACUAAAUAGAUGACUAACUGAUGACGAUAGACUACAUCAUGCGAUUCACUAGUUUGAAAACUCCAUGGAGACACACACUUUGUCCAGCGUAGUUGUUGACAGGCCAGCGGGUGCAGGAAUUAAGGCAGUUGGUUUUAUAUCCGCACAUUCAGACUUUCUUCUCAAAAAUAUGAUUUCAGAAAAAAAGUCUUGUUUGCAAGUUCUAAAUAGUGAAAUCAUGUCAUCAGCCAUUGACUAUAAAUAUUCAAAGUAUGGUUAGAUUGGGAGCACGUCACAGGCUGUGACGCGCUCCCGAUGUUUAUACCGCUACUCUGAAUAUUCGCUCUGAAAUAGCAUGUAAAUGUGGCUUAGUAAUAAGUAGGCCCAACCAGAAUCUGCGCACGCAGAAU
Danio rerio (zebrafish) is the source of this 2992-nucleotide messenger RNA. The record is from RefSeq and is a predicted model, not a curated record. Lineage: Eukaryota; Metazoa; Chordata; Actinopteri; Cypriniformes; Danionidae.